Messenger RNA from Tauraco erythrolophus (red-crested turaco), 1110 nucleotides. The record is from RefSeq and is a predicted model, not a curated record. NCBI's taxonomy places the organism in Eukaryota, Metazoa, Chordata, Aves, Musophagiformes, Musophagidae.
UGCAGAUUCUCUUUCUGGGAAACAUCACUCCUUGUAUGUAAAUAGUAUCUCGCUGAAUUGCUGUGACUGAGUUUAGAAUGCUACUUGACUUGUGAUUCUGAUGGAGGAAUAACCAGAUCUCAGGCUGCUGCACUGGAAGACUUUACAGGAAAUACAAAAUGUCAUCUAAUAGGAGUCAGAACCCGCAUGGACUUAAACAGAUCGGUCUUGACCAGAUAUGGGAUGACCUAAGAGCUGGAAUUCAACAGGUUUACACCAGACAAAGUAUGGCAAAAUCCAGAUACAUGGAACUCUACACUCAUGUUUAUAACUACUGUACUAGUGUACACCAAUCUAAUCAAGCACGGGGAGCUGGAGUACCUCCUUCUAAAUCGAAAAAGGGCCAGACACCUGGAGGUGCUCAGUUUGUUGGUUUGGAAUUGUACAAACGGCUAAAAGAAUUUCUGAAGAACUACUUGACAAAUCUCCUUAAGGAUGGUGAAGAUUUGAUGGAUGAGAGUGUGCUGAAAUUCUACACUCAGCAGUGGGAAGAUUAUAGGUUUUCAAGCAAAGUAUUGAAUGGGAUAUGUGCCUACCUCAAUCGACAUUGGGUUCGUCGUGAGUGUGAUGAAGGUCGUAAAGGAAUAUAUGAAAUUUAUUCGCUUGCCUUGGUGACCUGGAGAGACUGCUUAUUCAGGCCAUUAAAUAAGCAGGUAACAAAUGCUGUGUUGAAAUUGAUUGAAAAGGAAAGAAAUGGUGAAACUAUCAAUACAAGGCUGAUCAGUGGAGUUGUACAAUCUUAUGUGGAGCUGGGGCUGAAUGAAGAUGAUGCAUUUGCAAAAGGGCCUACACUAACUGUCUAUAAAGAAUCCUUUGAAUCUCAGUUUCUUGCUGAUACAGAAAGAUUUUAUACACGAGAAAGUACUGAAUUCUUGCAACAGAACCCAGUCACAGAGUACAUGAAGAAGGCUGAAGCUCGCCUUCUUGAGGAACAGCGUAGAGUUCAGGUAUAUCUCCAUGAGAGCACACAAGAUGAGUUAGCACGAAAAUGUGAGCAAGUACUUAUUGAAAAACACCUGGAGAUAUUUCAUACAGAGUUUCAGAAUUUGUUGGAUGCUGACAAAAAUGAAG